AGUGCCCCUGUCCUUUACAGCUGUGCAAUGUGAGCCUGGCGUUGCAUCCCUAUAAUUUAAGUCCAGAUGGGACCAUGAAGUCAUCUAGUCUGACCAAGGCCUGAACCUCACCCAGGUUGCCCUGUGCUGAGCCCCAUGACUUGUGUCUCACUAACGCGUCUCUCGCGAUUGGCUCCAAGGGAGGGGAGGGGGCGGACAGUCCUGCCCCCAGGGGGACGCCAGGCGGCUGCCCCGCUCCCUCCCCCAGCCUGGCCCGCGGGCAUCAUCCAACAGGGCCCAGCGCGGGCUGGGCGGAGCCAGUGGGACCGCGCCCUGCGCUGGUGACGGGCUUCAGCCCUGAUCCCUGCUGCGUUCGCCCCGCUGCAGCCCUUGGCCUCAUGACGCAGCCCGGGAGCAGAGCGCUGGGCCCGGGACCCUCUGCCGCCCGCCCCGCAGGAGAGGCAAAGGAAAGUGUAUGGGGCUCAUGGAGCCAAUAGAGAAACAGAUGCUCCCCAGCCUCCCACGUACACUGGGGCAAAGUGAGCCUGAAGAGCUACCUGCAGUGUGUGUCACAGCGGCACCCUUGGAUGCAUCAGUGAGCUGUGGCUCUGCGCAGUCUGUCUUCGAGACCUUAAGGCCUGCAGACGACGAGAUGAAAAGAAGCCUGAAAACAGAGGCCCACGGUUACUUGAAAACAUUCCCUGCCAUUGUGAGCAUUGCGGAGCUGGAACUGGGGGACUUGAUUGAGAUCUUCCGCUUUGGAUACCAGCACUGGGUCAUCUACGUGGGAGACGGCUACGUUGUUCACCUGGCCCCUCCCACUGAGAUACCCGGGGCAGGCUUUGCCAGCCUGAUGUCCACACUGACCAACAAGGCCCUAGUGAAGAAGGAGCGUCUCCUUGAUGUGGUGGGGAGGCACCGCUACCGAGUUAACAACAAGCAUGACAGGAAGUUCCCCCCGCUGCCAUCAAGGAAGAUAGUGCAGGCCGCUGAGCAGCUGGUGGGCCAGGAGAUGCUCUACAAAGUCACCAGUGAGAACUGCGAGCACUUCGUCACUGAGCUGAGAUAUGGUGUGGCCAGGAGCGACCAGGUGCGGGAUGCCCUGGUGGGGGUGAGCGUCGCUGGGCUGGGGCUGGCUGCUCUGGGCCUCCUUGGGGUUGCAGUCCAAAGGAGAAGACGCCAGAACCAGUAACGGACUUGAAUGGAUCAGAGGAGUUUGGAGUUUUUUGGUUGUUUUUUUGAUCCAAGCAGAAGAGACUUUGCGGCCGUUUUUGGGGUGUGGUGGGAGCUUCAUUUAUGUUGCUCUGUCCUCUCUUUCGGGCGAACACCCUCCCCACCCCCCCGCCGGCAUCAGCACAAGAAUAAAACCAGGAGAUUGGUACAAAGUCA
Dermochelys coriacea (leatherback sea turtle) is the source of this 1368-nucleotide messenger RNA. Its product is annotated as phospholipase A and acyltransferase 3-like. The transcript has 6 exons. Gene Ontology annotation, biological process: N-acylphosphatidylethanolamine metabolic process. Lineage: Eukaryota; Metazoa; Chordata; Testudines; Dermochelyidae. Gene Ontology annotation, molecular function: glycerophospholipid phospholipase A1 activity; A2-type glycerophospholipase activity. Gene Ontology annotation, cellular component: cytoplasm. The record is from RefSeq and is a predicted model, not a curated record. Bases 455 to 1171 code for a protein of 238 amino acids.